AUGACGCCUGCGACGCCGGCGAACCUACACGCAGGCCGAGCCCUCCUCGCCUCCCGGCGGGGUGUCUUGUCGCCGCAGCCGGGAAGCGCGGAGCGCCGGCAGUCUGCUGGCGCAUCUCGUCGUUCUCGUCAGUUGCAACUCGUCUCGGAGCCCCCUUUUUCCCCGCAAAUUGCCUUCCAGUCUCCACCUUCUCUUCUCAACUCCUUGCGUCUCUCCUGCGCGUCUUCCUCCUCUCGUUUCGCUGGAGUCCGUCGGCACACACAGGCGCCUAUCCCCACGCCGGCCGCCGCCGGCUCGCGCGGGUUCGAACCCCGGGGCGCCGACGGCGCGCGAGUCUCUCGGCGCCGGUCUCCUGACCGCGGAGCAGUCUUCUCCAGCUCGAGCUCUCUUUCUUCAAGUGCGCCUUCUGCGCUGCGUGCAGCUUCCUGCCUGAGCGUCGUCUCGGCCGCACCAUCUGUCUCCUGUGUCCCUCUUUCGUUGGGCUCUUCAUUCCUGUCUCCGCCGUCCGCGUCUCUGCAUGGCCUUUCGCCGCACCCCCUCGUUGCGAACUCUGAUACCUUCUCGCAUCCUCGCCAUUUCCUCUCUUGUCGCUCGUUCUUCUCGCUUUUUCGAAAGAAGGCGACCUCUGCAUCCGGCGCGGGGGCUGCCUCUGCCUCGCCUUCUUCUUCAAACGCCGAGCCCGCCUCACCCGCAGCGGACUCUCCCGCGCAUAUGACGCUCGCGGCUCCCUCGUCGCCUGUCUUUGCGGCUCCGCGGGAUCCUCGCUUUUCCCCGUCGCCAGGCAGCUUGUCGUUCGCGGAGGAGGCUGCGCGGCGCGCCACGGAGGCGGCAGACGCCUCCGCCGUAGAGGCUGUGCGGGCGACCGACGCCGCGUCGCUCGCGGUGUCGCAGGUGUCUCACUUGGGAGCAGAGCCGACGCGCGAGAAACUGGAGGCGAUUCGCAGGAACAAAUUCGAGCGCUUUCCUUUUGUCUUCGCCUCGCUCUCCUCCGCGGUACCCGAGGAACUCCACCGGCGCGUUCGCGAGCGCAUGGAGAAGGCGCGGAGGGGAAAGCGAGACAGAGACACCAGCCGGCGGCUGCGGCGCGAAAUCCAUCCGGCGGCCCCCGAGCCGGAGACACCUCGCGCAGAGGCACUCAUCGCGGAGGAGACGCCAGACCGGCGGGAGUCCGACGGCAGCGAGCGAGCUCGCAGCGACAUUCGCGGGCGCGUCUUGCGAGACAGAAAGGGCAGACGCCUACGAGGAGGGCAACGGGGGAAGAUCUCUUCGCAGCACCACCUCCAUUACCCGCUUCUCCUGUCGUCGCUCUCCAUCGUGUACGAAGACUUUGCGCUUCUGAAAGACAGAAUCCUCAAGCAAAGCAGGCGCGUCCGCGCGCUCAUCGCCCUGAGCGUUUUCGGGCUGUGUUGGGUUGCGUACAAUUGGGAAGACGUGCGGCGGCGGCUGGGACUCGAGGGCGCCGCAGUGCUCCACGAGGGCAUGCGUUCGCAGGAGCUGCAGUUCACAGCGCGCGAAUUCUCCAAGCAGCUCAUCGACGACUUGCUUCAGGACCAGCGGCUCCAGGCAGGCGCGCAGCGCUGGGUGCAGGAGUUGCUGAAUGCCAGCGACCAAGAGGCAGCGGCGCUCGCGGUGCGCGUGCUGAACGCGGAGCCGGUACAGAGCGCCGUCAAGCGCCUCCUCGACGACCUCAUCCAGUACUUGUGUCAGAAUCCCCGAGUGCAGCAGCAGGUCGCUGAACUGCUCAGCUACGCCAUCACCUUACCGGUCGCGCGCGACACCGCGGGCGCCUGGUGCGGCGACCUCUUGCAGCGCCCAGACGUUCAGCAAGCCGCACAGACCUUCGUGAACGACGCGAUACUUAGUGAGCCGAGUGUCCGCGCUCAAGCGGCUGAGCUGGCGCAGUGGUGCAGUACGCGCGUCAUCAACGACACCACCACAGUCGACGCCACGCGCGACCACGCUCUGCAAGUUCUGGGAGACGCGACGGUCCAGAAUUUUGUCUCGGAUUUCCUCUGGAAGGUUCUCAAAGGCUUCAUGCAGCCGCGCUGGCUCGGAGGCGGCAAGGCGGCGGCGGAGGAAGGCGCGUCUGCGCCUGCAGAGCCCGCGCAGGAGGGCGCGUCGCCAGCGAGCGAGCCACAGGCGCCGGGAGGCGAGAAAGGCGAAAACGGGGACGAGACGGGUGAAAACCCGAACGUUGAAGCAGACAAAGACGAGCUCCGCAAGCGGCUUCAACAGGCACUAGCAGCCGCAGGCGACAGCGCAGGAGGCGCAACCGUGGGGAUCGAGAGGGAGAGCCUUGAACGCGUGCUCGCGCUACUUAACUCGGCGAACGAAGACGUCCCCCCCUCCGCUCGUGCUUCGCGGCAUUCGCCCGCUUGCUCCAGUGAGCCGUCGCAAGCGAACUUACCCGUGACUUCGUCUCCAUCGUCUCCAGGCGCCUCGCUCUCCGCGCCUGUUUCCUCUGAUAUUUCGGCUCAAGCCGCGGAGGUUUUCGUUUUCCCUGUGGCCUUGUCCGCGGCGUCUGCGGGCGCUGAAGACUCCGCUGAGUCUGUUUGGGUGCCGGCGCUCGAGCCUGCGCCCGCGUCCUCUCUGCCCCUGACGGUUUACGCGGAGCAGGACUCUUGUCAAGCUGCUGCGGAAGGCGUGUCUCCGCUAUCCGCUUCGCCUCCUUCUCUCUCGUCUUCCUCUCCGCUUCUCGCUGCGCCCUCGCGCCCGGGGGCGGCGUAUCCGACAGGCUCGCUGUCGCCUCUGGGGUCGUUCUGCGAACUGCACGAGCUCGCAGAACCCGGGGGACUCGGAGACAGCGAAGAGAACGAGAGUGCCCAGGCGCAGCCGUCGCCGGGACGCGCCCUCGCCCUCACAGACGCGCGACCGCCGUCGCCAAAGGACGAGACGGCUCCGCGAGAGGAUCCAAGUGAAGAGGCGAAACUUCAAGAGAAAUUCGAAAGCGACGAGGAAGACGGAGAGACGCAGGCGCCCGCGGCGCCAGACCCAGACGCAGCUGCCUCGUUCAGGGGGCGAUUCUCUCUCUCGGCGUUCGCCAACGAGAUCCUGGGGCGCCGGCGGCAGAGAGAGAACGGUGAGGGCACCGGAGGCGCGGGAGACGCGACGAGAGGGAGACUACGGAGAGGUGGGCGAUGGCAUGAGCCUGAGAACCCCGGCAGCAGCGAGAGAGGCAACGACGAGACAGGCAACGCCGAGACAGGCAACGCCGACGCAAACGGCGCCUCGCUGACGUCGCCUCUUCUCCCUCAGGAGGAGGUCGAGGCCGCACGCAGACUCACCGCUUCGUUCUCGCGUCUCAUGCCCGCUAACCCGCGUGCGUCCUCGCCCUGGAGAGAGGCCGAAAAAGGAGACGCGCCUGCAAACAAACCCGGCAGGGACGAAGACUAG
This is a messenger RNA of Besnoitia besnoiti, 3393 nucleotides long. RefSeq lists its product as uncharacterized. Bases 1 to 3393 code for a protein of 1130 amino acids. Lineage: Eukaryota; Apicomplexa; Conoidasida; Eucoccidiorida; Sarcocystidae. The record is from RefSeq and is a predicted model, not a curated record. The transcript has 12 exons.